UCUAAAACGAACUGUGAUUUCGGUUGUCGGAAUGGGUGGACUUGGCAAAACCACUCUUGCCAAGAAGGUUUAUGAAAAUAUGAGAGUGGUGAAACACUUUGAUUGCCAUGCUUGGAUCACUGUGUCUCAAUCUUUCUAGAUGGAGGAGCUGCUGUGCAAUAUGAUAGAGAAAUUCUAUCAAGCAAGGAAGGAAAAAGUUCCUGAGGAUAUCAACAAAAUGGACAACGUGCGGCUGAUUACCCGAGUCAGGGAAUAUUUACAAGAUAAAAGGUACGUGGUUGUUUUUGACGAUGUAUGGGAAGUAGGAUUUUGGGGUCAUAUUACACCUACGUUACCAGAAAAUAAAAAAGGCAGCAGGAUAAUAAUCACUACCCGUAAUGAUGACGUAGUCGCUGGUUGUAAGGAUGAUUACAUCCACAGGCUGCCACAUCUUUCACCUGAUAGUUCCUGGGAACUCUUUUGCAAGAAGGCAUUUCAGGGUAGUUGUCCCCCAGAAUUAAAGAAAUUAUCUGAUGAUAUUGUCAAAAGAUGUGGAGGACUGCCACUAGCAAUUGUAGCAAUUGGUGGUCUUUUGUCAAGAAAAGAGAAGAUUGUGUCAGAAUGGAGAAAAUUCAGUGACAGCCUUGGGUUUGAGUUGGAAAGUAAUUCCCAUCUUGAAAGUAUCAAUACCAUUCUCUCUCUCAGUUAUUAUGAUCUGCCUUACCAACUCAAGUCCUGUUUCUUGUAUUUGGCAAUCUUUCCAAAGGACUACACAAUUAAAUGUGGGAUCCUUACUCGGCUGUGGAUUGCUGAGGGCUUUGUAAAGGCGAAGAGAGGUGUGACGCUAGAAGACACUGCAGAAGAAUUCUUGACUGAGCUCAUACACAGGAGCUUAGUUCAAGUGUCACAGGUAUAUAUUGAUGGAAAUAUUAAAAGAUGCCACAUUCAUGACUUGAUGCGUGAGAUUAUUCUCAAAAAGGCUGAGGAGUUGAGUUUUUGUUCUGUAAUGGCUGGAGAAGCCUCGUGUUUUGAUGGAAGAUUUAGGCGCCUAUCAAUUCAGAAUAGCUCAAAUAAUGUUUUAGACAUUACCAGUAAAAAGUCUCACAUCCGCUCCAUUUUUCUUUACAACUCUGAGAUGUUUUCUCUGGAGACAUUGGCUUCAAAAUUUAAGCUUCUGAAAGUAUUGGAUCUUGGUGGUGCUCCUUUGGACAGAAUUCCUGAAGAUUUGGGAAAUCUGUUUCAUUUGAGAUACUUAAGCCUGAGAAAGACAAAAGUCAAGAUGCUUCCAAGGUCCAUAGGUAAACUACAAAACCUACAGACUUUGGAUUUGAAAUAUUCCUUUGUGGAAGAUCUUCCUGUUGAGAUCAAUAGGCUUCAAAAACUGCGCAAUAUUCUAUGCUUUGAUUUUUCAUAUAAUGCUGAUUUGAGAGUGGAUUUUGUUAGAGGAGUGCAUGUAAAGGAGGGUAUUGGGGGUUUGGAAGACUUACAGAAACUAGAUUCUGUUGACGUAACUUAUGGGGUGCCGAUAAUAACAGAGUUGGGAAAGCUGAGGCAGUUGAGGAAGCUGGGUAUUACAAAACUUUCUAGAGGAAAUGGGCAGCGUUUAUGUGCCUCCAUUUCAGACAUGGUCCACAUUAAAUAUUUGUCUGUUUGUUCGUUGAGUGAAGAUGAGAUUCUGGAUUUACAAUUUGGAACUGGUUAUGGUGUUGUUCCAUUUGUGUACAAUGGUUCAUGCCGAAAGGAGCUUGCUUUCCAUGGAGUUGUAAGUACUGCCUAUAACUUGUUUGAUGAAAUGCCAUUUCGAGAUAUGGGCUCUUGGAAUGCAUAG
This is a messenger RNA of Vitis vinifera (wine grape), 1807 nucleotides long. Its product is annotated as disease resistance protein RPM1. NCBI's taxonomy places the organism in Eukaryota, Viridiplantae, Streptophyta, Magnoliopsida, Vitales, Vitaceae. The record is from RefSeq and is a predicted model, not a curated record. The transcript is spliced from 3 exons. Gene Ontology annotation, biological process: defense response to other organism. Gene Ontology annotation, molecular function: ADP binding.